AUGCGCGUGGCUCGAUCGACCAAAGUUCUCGCACUCUUGCAGGCCUGUCAUGCCAUUGCCGGGCAAACGGCCGCGAAUACUAGCAACCCUAGCUUGACAUUCAAGGUCGCAUCCGGCGGCAACGAUAACUACUUCCUCAGGGACAACGUGACGAGUGCACAGCUGCUCUUGACUAGCGAGAACAGCACAAGUGCAGAGAGGAGGCUUGUUGUGGCAUUACCGGCGGGCAACUCCGGGGCUUUGGUGUACUUCUCGCCUUCCGAUGCUGAGACUACUGGCAAAAACUCGACCGCUGCGCUUGGCGUCAGCCUGGUGGAUGGUUCCUUCAAGAGUGCGACCACCGACUACUCCAAUGUCGGGGUCCGGGCUGACCUCGCAUUCGAUGCCAACGCUACGCUUGGUGUUACGAUCAUUGGCGCUGUCCGCGCCAUGCGAGACUACGUGGAGGGUGGUGGUGUCAUGCACGAGAUAUUCAACUACACCCUCGCGGAGUACAACGACACUUCCGUUCGUCUCCACCGCCAAUGGAUCAACACGACCUCGCCCACGUCCUCGGACUACAAAAGCGCGGAUCUGUACCUGACUGCUCCGGCGGGGAGCUCGGCUCAGUUGUCGGUAACUCCUGGCAACACGUGGACACCACCCACUGUGAAUAUCAUCGUCCCGUCUACGAGUGAGGGGCAGAACACGACGAGCAUUCUGCGGGUGACCAUGGUAACGAACGAGACGAGCCUGACAGGGCUCGAUGUCCAGGCGUUUUUCUUACCUCAGAACGGGACGAACGCGACGCAAGCGUUGGAGACGGCUCUGCAGGGGCUGGCAGAUGGAACGAAUGCGGCGGCUCAGCAAGUCUCCUUCCUGACGUACGCCGACAAGUUCACUGCCGGAGGAUGGCGCUUCCUCACAUACUUCGGGCGCGACUCGAUGAUCGCACUCCGACUACUCAUGCCCACGCUCACCUCCGAAGCUAUUGAGUCUGCUCUCGGUGCUGUUAUCGAGCGAGCGAAUAGUACAGGUGCGCUAUGUCACGAGGAGACGAUCGGUGACUAUGCUUCCUUCGUAAACAUAGGGAAUGGUCACCCGGAAGUGGGCAACCAGCCGUUCUACGACUACAAGAUGGUUGACACAGACCUCUUGCUCCUCCCUGCUAUCAGCCACUACUUCCUAGAACUUCCCGCAGGCCAGCGCAGGGCGGCCCAGUUCUUCAGCAAGAAUGCGUCGCUGCAAACCGGCACGUACGCAGAUAUUCUUAACAGAACCAUCCAUUACAACCUCCAACGUGCAACGCCGUUCUCGCAAUCUCCCAACGUCUCCAACCUCAUCGGUCUCCGCCCAGGUCAGCCUGUCGGGAAUUGGCGCGAUAGCAAUGAAGGCCUCGGUUACGGCUUCUAUCCGUUCGACGUGAACACGGCACUCGUCCCGGCAUCCUUGCGCGCGACGCAAAAACUCAUUGAGGGGGGUAUUCUGGACUUCGCCGCCUUGAAUGCAAGCCACGUCGCGAAUGUCGCGAGCGUUUGGGAGGCGCACGCGCCAGCGCUGUUCGACGUCACCGUGAACGGCAAGGAGGCAGAGGCGCGGCUGGAGAGCUUCGUUGAGGCUGCCAACUUGAGCAUUACCCUUCUGGACUCCACUGCGCGCCAGCCAACAAGCAAGCUCUCGUUCUACGCGCUCUCGCUGAAGGAGGACGGGACCCCUGUGGAAGUCUUGAACUCAGACACGGGGUUCAACUUGGUAUAUGGCGAGAACGUGUCGCGGGAUUUCUUGCGGCAUGUUGCUGAUGCACUACAACCAUAUCCUCGAGGACUAUUGACGGAUGUCGGCAUGGUCGUGGCCAAUCCGGCUUACGACUCUAAUAAGACCAUGAUUGAUGUCCUAAACCGCGCCGCAUACCACGGGACUGUCGUGUGGUCGUUCCAGCAAGGCCUCAUGGCUAGUGGCCUCGCCCGGCAACUCGGCUUCUGCUCUCUGGAUAACACGACAAGUGUUGACACGAAUCCCGUGCCUUCUCCGAUCCCUGAAUGGUGCUCGGACGCUCAGUUCGUGCGUACACUACGUGACGCACAGGCGCGUCUCUGGACCUCCAUUCAAGGCGCCAAGGAUGAGAUCUACGCGGAGGUUUGGUCGUACGCGUUCGACAACACCACCAAUACGUUCAGCGUAGCCGACCUCGCAAGCCUAUCGCCAUCCGGGACGGAGUCCGAUGCAAUACAACUCUGGUCCUAUGGGUUCCUGGGACUGCACGAUCCUAACGGGGGCAACACGACAUCCUUAUAA
Molecule: messenger RNA, 2274 nt
Organism: Dichomitus squalens LYAD-421 SS1
Lineage: Eukaryota; Fungi; Basidiomycota; Agaricomycetes; Polyporales; Polyporaceae
Exons: 10
Coding region: 1-2274 (757 amino acids)
Biological process (GO): carbohydrate metabolic process
Source: RefSeq, a predicted model, not a curated record